CUAGGCUUAAAAACCCCGGUCCCCAGGGUGAUUUAAAUAUUUAAACAACCGGUCCGCAAUGUGUUAAAAAAGGUGAUAGAACUGAUAUAGCAAAUCAUAGGUCAAUAUCUUUAUUGACCUCUUUUUCUAAGAUUUUUGAAAGAAUCAUAUAUAAUACAUUACAAUAUCAUCUGGACAUUAAUAAUAUAUUGGCACAGGAACAACAUGGUUUUCGAACUAAACUGUCCACUGAAUCAGCCAUUUAUGACUUAAUAAAUACCAUUCUAACAGCAACAAAUAAUAAACUUGUUGUGGGAGGCCUGUUCUGGGACUUGACCAAAGCAUUUGAUUGUGUAACUCACACAGUACUUCUUGCUAAGCUUGAGUUCUAUAUUUUGGUGAAAGAUAUUUAUUGAAUUUAAUAUUUCUGCAUUUUGUCUAUGAAUUUUCAAGACGGCUGGACUGCAUUUAAUAUAUGUUAGGCUUCUUGGUGCUUUUGAAUUUAAUCUAAAAAAGGAGAUGACCUAGCACUGGUUAUAAUAGGAAUACUGCUUAUACCUCACGCAUGACCACCAACCCUCUCAGCAAUAGGUUGUGUGAGCCUCAUCUUGCCUCAAGAGCUCAGGUGCAGGCCAUGAAUUGUGUAAUAUUCCCUUGCAACUGAUGACAUGUCAUGACCCAUCAGGGCCUGAUCAAGCCUUAGAUUCAUGCUCCUAACCCUCCCAUUCAUCCAUGAUUUGUCAUGCCUCUCAAAGAGGCUGACAAAUCCCACAUUGGUGUUUGAUGUCCUCUACAACAUAGUUGAGAUCAUUUUCAAUUGAAUAUUGAUAGUUUCUAUCCAGGCUGUUUCCUGGCCCUCCCACUAUAAUAAUAUGAUCUUGCUAGGUAGGGCCUUUACCGAACUUCCCUAUAUACUCAACAACCUUUGCAAGAGGAGCAUUUGGUUUGAAAAUGCUACAUAUGGAAAAUUUAGUUCCCAGAUUUUCUUGAAGCAUGAGCCCAAUUUCCCUACCAUGACUACUUCCCAGUAAUUAGAUCUUUCUUUUAUUUUUCUCUCUCUUCAUUGUGAUAGAUUUUAGUUCCCUGUCUUUAUGCUUAAACAAAACCGGGGUUUGCUGACCCAAUUCCAGUGCAUCUGUUUCUAGUACACUGAAUUUAUUGUUCAGCUGAACUUGACUAGUAUCAUUUGCAGAGAACCUACAGAACCUGGACUUGGAAUUUUUUGGUUUUUUCCAAUUUCCUCAAUUAUCCUGCUGCAUGAAGUUACUGCUGACAUUACCCCAUUUCAGCUUACAAAUUUCCUCUCUAGCUACCUUUUAAUUCUUUUUCCAGGUGCCUGAUUCUCUCCUCCUGUUGCUUCACAUGUUUCUGGUACUUACAUGGGAUACAAUACCAUGGCUUGCUCCUAUUUGGUGUACUGGGGCUAGUGCUUGCACAGUUUAAGUGGAAGCAGUAGCCACAGUCUGUACAAAUUAGGCCAUUAGUGACCCACCUAUGACAUGCUCCACAUUUACCAGAAAGGCUAUUUGUAUCAGACAUCAUCACAGAUAUGAAUAUUAAUAAUAUAUUCCUUUUUCCUAGACGCUAUUAAUGUAACUUCAAAACUAAAAUUAGAACAAAUUCUUUUAAGGUGACUGACUGUUCAGAUUCGAUUGUCAGGAGUUAAAAUCUCAAAUUCCUGUGCACUUCACUUGUAUAUCACUAAAUGAAUACAGUAACAGAUUAUCUGACUAAUAAUUUUAUUAUUUAUAUUCAACACUUCGGGAAAAAGAAACGAAGAGAAAAACACUAUUGUGAUGAAUUUCACUCGAAAUCACUUUUUGAUGCACUUCACUGUGAAAUUGCUAGUACACUUACAAUUCCAGUAAUUAAUAAUCCAGAUUCAAUAAACCUCAAUUCACUCACACAAAUAACAGACUAGAAUACUAUAUUACAAUGAUACAGAAUUUUUACAGAAACUGAGUUUCGGAGUCUGUAAGUGUAACAUGUAGGCCAAUGUGGCGGAGUAUUAGGCGGCAAAGCAACAGAUCCGCUGGUAUAAUUGAAUUCCCUUAUUUCUCAACAAAAUCCUCAUUAAGUACAAAGAAAUUAAUAUUCUUAUUUAUGCUAGCAGCCGUAUAAUUUGUACUGAACGUUUAAAAUAAGAGUAAAUGAGUUUCUUGCCAGACCAUGAUUUGAAAACCGACCAUGUAGAGACAGGGCAACCAACUGUCUUGUUCUGUCAAGGAGGUUGAGGAGGUUAUGGUUAUAUUGUUCGAGUAAAGACUAAAAGGCAAUGUUAUCCGUACGCUUUCUUUUAAGGAUUACAAGUUUGCAGCAGCCACCUUUAUGUCAGUUCCAUAAAUUGACCGGAACUCUUUUCUGUAAUUCGAAACAUGAAGACCCAUCAAGCAAGGACUCUGAAGGCACACUAAAGCCAAAGAAAAAUGAAGAAGCAGUAAAGAAACUGAAUUUACUGCUGGAAUCAAUGGCAAAGGAGGAACAUAUAGCAUCUUCGUCUUCUGGAAUUGGUGCACAGCUGGCCAGACCACCAGUUAAGCUCAAAAAGAAGCAAGUUAACAUUGAAAAGUCCCUUACUGAAGCAACAAAGGAAGUUGCUGAAGCCCUAGGAGGAGACGUUAAACAGACAGAGUCAGAACUGUUAAACAAACUUUUGGCCCCCUCACAAGCUCUAAAAGAAAAUGACACUGAAGCACAGAAACCGUUUGUAAGCUUGAGAGAUCUUAUAUCGGGAAUGAAAAUUGAUCGGAAUAAGGGGACUGGAUAUUUGAGUGAGGAGGGGCGAGCACAACGAGUUCAUAGGAUCCUUGAGGGCCGUAAGAUAGCCACUGCAAAAGAAAGGGAACUCUCUAUUAGAGAAGUUGUUAGGGAGCAACAACGAACUAAAAUAUAUGAUGACAAAAUAGAUAUAUUUGGUGGUGAACCUCUUGGUAUCUUCAAAGUACCAGAAUCACAAGCAGACACGUCUGAUGUUCCACCAGAGCUCACCACGUGGCAUCGCCUUGAAGCUCGUGAACUUCGUUUAGCUGUGACACAUCCCCCAUCCAAUAUAUUUGAGGAAAUGAUUCAGUGGACUGAACAAGGGAAGUUGUGGCACUUUCCAGUUAACAAUGAACAAGGUCAGGUCGAGGAGUCAAAAGUAUAUUUCACAGAACAUGUUUUCUUGGAGCAUCAUUUGGAACCAUGGUGCCCAAAGAAAGGGCCUGUCCGUCAUUUUAUGGAGUUGGUGUGUGUUGGACUUUCUAAGAACCCUUACAUUACUGUGCAGAUGAAGCUUGAGCACAUUAACUGGUUUCAUAAUUAUUUUGAAGAGAAAAAGCAAAUUUUGCAGGAUACAGGAGCAAUCCCUGCCCUUUCAGACAAGAAGGAAACUAUUCCUGGGGACAUAACACCAUAGUCAUGCUUGCUGUAUAUUCCUGUUAGCAGUUUUAAUGCAAUGCAAUAAGAUAUAAAAUACACUAUAAAUGAAAUGUCCAGAAAAUUAAAAUAAUUUUGAAAGUAC
Molecule: messenger RNA, 3481 nt
Organism: Cryptotermes secundus
Lineage: Eukaryota; Metazoa; Arthropoda; Insecta; Blattodea; Kalotermitidae
Gene: mRpS31
Product: 28S ribosomal protein S31, mitochondrial
Exons: 7
Coding region: 2255-3376 (373 amino acids)
Cellular component (GO): mitochondrial small ribosomal subunit
Molecular function (GO): structural constituent of ribosome
Source: RefSeq, a predicted model, not a curated record